AUGCCUAGCCGGAUUAUGGCGCUGCUGUGCCAGCGACUGUCCGUGUCGUGGGCGUGUCUCACGGCGCUAUCGGCGGAUGGGGAGGUCUUCCAGCACAUCGGCUCGGCAUAUUUCGUGGAGAACAAAGUCGGAACUAGUUCUUUUUCAUCCUGCCGUACGAAUAGUGGUAUACCACAGGGAUCUGGGCCUGGUCGAGGGCCGCCCUCGCGAACGAGCUCCACGAAUAGCAUCGCCGGGGCGUCGGCGGUGGAGGUGGGCAUGUCCGAUCCGCAUCGCCUCCGCGGCUCCGGAACCAGCAUCGAGGCGGCAGCCUGCUCCAACCAACCGCUCAUGCUCAGCGAUCCUGGGCCCGCCGCCGCCGCCGCUGCCGCCACUGCCUCCGCAUCAACGGGCCCAAUCUCAGGCGGCACAACCACCGCGACGGCGGCGGCGCCGCCGCCGUUGGCCUCUAGUGCCGCCGCCGCUCAUGCCUCCGGUCUUUUGUCCGGCGGUCACCCCCAACAGCAGCUGCACCCACAACAUCACCAUCAACAGCAACAGCGAUUUCAGCCGUGCUAUCCUAGCUCUGGAGCAGGCCCCGAUGUGCCUCAGCCAGCCCCCCACCCACAGCAGCCACAGCAGCAGCAGCAGCCACAGCAGCCACAGCAGCAAUCUCAGGAGGACCGGUUGACUGGGGAGGUGCCCGUGUCCUCCUGGCCGAUUGACUGGCAGCUCAUGUAUCGCGAACGCGGCAUGCGGGCCUUUGCCUGCAUGCCAGUCACUGCAACGAAUGGCUCCGGAACCGUCAUCGGCUGCCUCAGCUUGGGAAAUACCGAGCCCCUGGACUGGUCGCGGCAGUUCUGGGCAAGCUCCACGCGACUGAUCACCGGUUGGGCGGCGGGUGCGAUUACCACCACACGCGCUACCGCGCGUGCGACCUUCUUUUCGCGGGUUUUCGGUGCGACCAACCUUGACGGCCUCGCGCGCGCGUUUGCGUACGACAUGCCGAUAUUUCUGGCCGACGGCGCCGCCGGUCCUGGUACGGCACUGCCAGAGCACGCGGUCGUGUAUGCGGCGCCGUUGCUGCAAGUCUCAGGACGGCUGGGCCUACGACCCAUAGGUCAUUUGGGGCUUGGCGGCGGUGGCGGGAACGGGACUCACGGAAACGGGGCACUCAGCGGCGGCGGCGGUGGCGGUCCUUUCGUUGCCUUCGGCGGCUCGGGACCUAGCGGUUCCGGAGCGUCUAUGGCGGGUCUCGUCAUUGGCUCUGUUAACAGCAUCGGGGCGGAUCGGGGGGUGCUGCCCGGGGCAGGUCUAGGCCUAGCGCCAACGGCGCACCCGGCGGCGGCGGCGACGAUUGCGGCGCGCACCAGCAGCACGGCGACUGGGUACGACACCAUGGAUUGCAUGGUCCUCGGCACGACGUUGGAUGCGGAAGAGCAGAUGAGCAGCAGUAGCAACAGCAACGGCGGAGGCGGGUCGUCCGCACGGCGCGACGGCGGCAAGGUGCCGUCAUUGGUGCUAGGGGCCGCGGACGGCCAUGGCGGCAAGGCGGGGGUGGCGGCGGCGGCAGUGCAGGAGGCGCCCCCCGUGGAGUGUGUCAAAAUCAGCACCGACAGCACCUUGCUGAUGAGCGUGUUGGAGGCCGGGGACAUCAUGAUUAUCAAGGACGCGCUGCAGUACUUCGGCGGCGGCCGCAUGGUGGCUCGCGACCUGGCGCUCAACAACACCCGUCCCGCCACCGCCGGGACGCUGGUGAUCCUGCCGCUGGUGCAUCGAUGCAGAUCGCUGGGCUGCGUGUACGUCUUUGCGAGGAACGAGUUCAACCUCACCUUCAGUCGCGCGGCCUGGGGGGAUCUGUCCGCCAUGACGUCGAGAGCCGUUUUCGGGCAGCUGGUCGGCAAGCUGCGACACGAGUGGUACGCGGUGCUGUCUGAGGACCCGGAGCCCCAGGCGCCGCAGUUCCGCAGCGCCCACGUCGGCAGCGGCGCCCGCGGCCGCGUGCGUCGUACAACUACCGCCAACAGCUUCUGCUCGAACGCCUCUUCACUCCGACCCUCCUUUGAGCUCCCCAACAAAAGUCUGGAACAGGCCACAGGGACGGGUGCCGCCGGCGGCGGCGGCAACAAAGAAGCAGCGGCGGCGCUGGCGGCAGCGGCGGCGGUGCUCGAGUACGCUGGCUUCAUGCUGCCUGACGGCGACGACGGACCCGCGACGGCGGCGCUGACGGUGCUGCCGACGGCGCCGACGUCGCGGAGCACCGGCGCUACGACAGUAGUGUCGUCGCCGCGCCACAGGAUCCCGUCGGAACAUGCGGGGGUGGGCAACCAGGGAGGCGGCGGCAGCGGCACCGGGUCAUACGAGCCGCCGAUUACGACAACCCCAGCGGAGGCUGACGCCGCCGCCGCGGCGGCCGCUACUGUCAUUGCAAUCCCGGCACCCUCACCCAGGCCCGGCGGCUCCGAUCCGCCUAGUACAAGUCCAAGCAGCCUCAGCUUCCGCCUCCCCCCGGAGUUACAAGACCGUACGGGGCCCGAGGGCACGAAGCCGGAAGGCGGGGAGCCCGAGGCGAGCGUUGCUGGCGGAGCGGUUUCUCAUCCUGCGAGCCAGACGGUGCGGGACUCCCCAGUCACAGAGCCCGGGAAGGACACGUCACCCCCUGCGGAGUCGACGGUGCCGUUGGCUCUGAAGCCGGUUUCGCUGGCGCCGGUGUCGCCUAGAUCGCCCCGUGGCGGGCCGCAGACCGAGCUUGCGACCGCCGUCGCCGCCGCCGCCGCCGUCGGUGCUAAUGAUACAGUGGCGGAUGGCGCCGGCGGCGGUUCCGCCACAGCCGCCGCCGUGGCGGCGGCGGCGGCGGCGGUGGCGGCAGAGCAGCUGGCCGGUAUUACUGAGGCUGGCGACGUGGAGGCGGAGGACGGAGAGGAGGUCAGCGGCAGCAGCCGAGAGCUCCAGGGCUGGCCCGAGCUGGUGGACAUCCUGUACGACAUGCACCGUACACGUAAUGUGUCCGUGUACUUGGCGGCGUACCGGGGUCAGGCAGUGGCUGUCAAGAUGAUGCGAUCCCACAUGUCCAUGGACGGCCGUCCAGGUCACCUGGACUCGGAGGCACUCACCAUCGCGGCACAGCAGCAGCUCAGCACCGUACGGCACCCCAAUGUACUGCGUGUCCUCAUGGUUUACCCUCUCGUGUACGAGGUCGUGGCCGGCAAGCCCCAACGAAGUAAUAACUCCUUCAUUAUGAAUGGCGGCGGCGGCGCCGCCGCCGCCGCCACCGCUUCCUCGCAGCAGCAACACUUGCAGCACCCGCAUCAGUGGCAGCUGCAACAGCAGCAGCUACUGCAGCUGCAGCAACACCCGCAGCAACUCGGCGUGGGGCUGGGGCCUCUGGGCGCCAUGGUUCAUGCUAUGAGCGACCUGCUCUCCGGCGCCGGCGCCGCCGACGCGUCGGGCGGUGGGGUGUACCUGACUGCCGUACUGCCGAGACGGGAGAAAUUCAAGCGUGGCCUGGCGCUCAUGCUGGAACUCUUCCCGUCGCUCAGUCUUCGUGAAGCGUUGCAAAAGCGCAUGCUCGUAGCGCAACCUGAUGCCGUCGGCGGCGGCGGCGGCGGCUUGACCUUCGCUGAGCAGCUCUGCGGCGCGGCGUCGUACACGUGCGUCGGCAGUCAAACCGCGACGCUGAGCGAUAUCGGGCAGUUGGGAACACCAGCUGCACCGGGCCCGAACUCCGCCGGCGGCGGCGGCGGUGCUGCCGGCCAUCCGGCGCCGUACCUGCCCUCGCUGCCAGAGGUCGCCUCCGGCAACGACCCGAUUUUUCACGCGGACUCCUCGCCGGGCCUCGCAUUGACGGGGGCGUCCAACAGCGGCGGUGCAAAUGCUGGCGCGUUCGGCAGCGGCCCUGGCGGCGGCGUGCACGUCUGCAGCCAGGCGCCGUCCAUGGCGGUGCUGCUCGCCAUCUUGACCCAAAUAGCUGCCGGCAUGGCGGCGCUUCAUUCCGCCGGCCUGGGGCAUGGGGAGCUCCGGCCCGAGAAUGUGCUGCUGGCGCUGCCGUACCAUUGCGGCAGCAGCAGCCUCGCCACCUCGGGCCAGGAAGACCGUACGGCCGCCGCCACCGUCGACGGCGUCACCGCCAACAUCACACCGCGCGCGUCACCGACGCCGCAGCGCACCGCCUCCGGCGGCGGCUGCAACGGCACGGUGUUUGGUAGUGGUGGUGUGAGUGGUGGCGUGAGUGGUGGUGGUGGUGGUGGCGGCGGCAGCCGCGGCCGCAGCACCAGUGGGUGGGUGUCGGGAUCCAGCGGUGGUGGCGGUGGCGGUGGCGGCGGCGGCGGCGGCGAUCUGGAACGAUCGUCGAGGCCUGAGCGGCCCCAUCCUGGGCGACCCAUCACCACUGACGUGAUUGUCAAGAUCAAGGACGCCGGCAUGACGUCGGUGGGCUUCUCAAAGGGCAGCCAGACGGUACGGAAGCUAUUGCAGCGCAACCGCAGCGCCAUACUGCCGAUACUUGCCCCCCGAGAUCCAUCGCGAAGAACGGUUCGGCCGCAGCGCCGAGUGUACAUGUUUGGCAUCUUGAUGUGGGAGCUGUACACGGGCAGCGUGGCCUUCUCCAACCUGUCGGGCACCCCCAUCAAGCUGCUUCAGACCAUCAUUGCGGACGGCGUUCGACCCCCCUGGCCCGAGGGGACCCCUUUGUGGUACCAGUCCCUCGCCAGCCGCUGCUGGUCCGGCAACCCCAAACAGCGCCCGUCGUUCCGCCGCAUCGGGGACAAGCUGGUCGAGGCCAGCGCGUCGGCGUCGGCGGUAGCGGGCAGUAGUGCCGCUGCCGCUGCGGCGGUGGCGGUGGCGGGCUGGGGAGUUGGCGGCGGCGUGCUUCAGGGUGUCGCCGAGGGGCCCUGA
Messenger RNA from Volvox carteri f. nagariensis, 4872 nucleotides. RefSeq lists its product as uncharacterized. Gene Ontology annotation, biological process: signal transduction; protein phosphorylation. The transcript is spliced from 12 exons. Lineage: Eukaryota; Viridiplantae; Chlorophyta; Chlorophyceae; Chlamydomonadales; Volvocaceae. Bases 1 to 4872 code for a protein of 1623 amino acids. Gene Ontology annotation, molecular function: ATP binding; protein tyrosine kinase activity. Gene Ontology annotation, cellular component: cytoplasm. The record is from RefSeq and is a predicted model, not a curated record.